UCUCUUGCAACAAAACUUGCUACUCCUCACCAUUCUUUAUCACAUACUCAAAAACAAAAAUGGAACAAGUUGAAAUGGUACAGAACAAGAAAGUGAUAUUGAAGAAGUAUGUAGAUGGUAUUCCUAAAGAAGAAGACAUGGAAGUGAAGCUUGGGGAGACGAUUGAGCUUAAAGCACCAAAAGGGUCUUCUUGUUUCCUCGUUCAAAAUCUCUACUUGUCAUGUGAUCCUUACAUGAGAGGUCGUAUGCGUGACUUCCACGGUUCCUACUUGCCGCCUUUUGUUCCCGCUCAACUUAUCCAAGGGUUUGGUUUAGCAAGAGUGAUAGAGUCUGAUGAUGUUAAUGUUGGAGUAAGCUUAAAAUGGUAACUAGUCCUAGUUCUA
Messenger RNA from Camelina sativa (false flax), 383 nucleotides. RefSeq names its product 2-alkenal reductase (NADP(+)-dependent)-like. The record is from RefSeq and is a predicted model, not a curated record. Gene Ontology annotation, molecular function: oxidoreductase activity, acting on the CH-CH group of donors, NAD or NADP as acceptor. NCBI's taxonomy places the organism in Eukaryota, Viridiplantae, Streptophyta, Magnoliopsida, Brassicales, Brassicaceae.